UUGAGUGUAUAUGAAAUUGUGAAUCACGCAAUCUACUUGCAUUCAGCGACUCCACCAUGUCGAGACUUCGUUCAUCCAAGAACAGGUGUUUCGGAUUGUCCUCAACGUAAGCACUUGUGUGAAAAUACCGUCUACCGUCAAUUAAUGGCUGAGCAGUGUCCGUUAACGUGCAAUAAAUGUAAUGGUGCAACUAAUAAUGUAAGGCCAUCAGGUAAGCCACUGAUUGCAUUUUCUUACGCACAGCUUCAAUAGAA
This is a messenger RNA of Strongylus vulgaris, 254 nucleotides long. The record is from the annotation of a GenBank genome assembly. Lineage: Eukaryota; Metazoa; Nematoda; Chromadorea; Rhabditida; Strongylidae.